Messenger RNA from Leptonychotes weddellii (Weddell seal), 2069 nucleotides. RefSeq names its product zinc finger HIT-type containing 3 (gene ZNHIT3). Gene Ontology annotation, biological process: box C/D snoRNP assembly; maturation of LSU-rRNA from tricistronic rRNA transcript (SSU-rRNA, 5.8S rRNA, LSU-rRNA); snoRNA localization. The record is from RefSeq and is a predicted model, not a curated record. Gene Ontology annotation, molecular function: protein binding. Gene Ontology annotation, cellular component: pre-snoRNP complex; nucleus. NCBI's taxonomy places the organism in Eukaryota, Metazoa, Chordata, Mammalia, Carnivora, Phocidae.
GAAAAAAAGGCGUGCACGUGGGAGCCUCGGUCAGAGACGGGCGCGGUGGGUGGGAACGAAGCCGGCGAGGGACCAUGGCGUCGCUCAAUUGCAGCGCCGUCGUCUGCGUGAUUUGCUUGGAAAAACCCAAAUACCGUUGCCCCGCCUGCCGCGUGCCUUACUGCUCGGUGACCUGCUUCCGGAAGCACAAAGAACAGUGCAACCCUGAAACUCGUCCUACUGAGAAAAAAGUAAGGUCAGCUGUUACGGCAAAAACUAUAAAGCCUGCGGAAAACAAAGAUGAUGAUGAGGACUCUGUAGCUGACUUUCUCAAUAGUGAUGAGGAAGAGGACAGAGUUUCUUUGCAGAAUUUAAAGAAUUUAGGAGAAUCUGCAGCAUUAAGAAGCCUGCUGCUCAACCCUCACCUUCGACAGCUGAUGGUCAGCCUCGAUCAGGGCGACAACAAGGCGAAGCUCAUGAGAGCCUGCAUGCAAGAGCCCUUGUUUGUGGAGUUUGCGGACUGCUGUUUAAGGAUUGUGGAGCCAUCCCAGGAUGAGGAUUCCUAAGAUGGAUCAUUGUGCUGCUCCCUGGAACGUGUGCGUGACUCUUAGAAUGUGCCCACGCCUGCCAGGGAAGAGCUAGCGUGGGGCCCUCAGCAAGGAUGCUGACUUCCAGGCUGGCUGGCGUAGGGUGGGCCCUACAAAGGCUUUAUCUCCAGCACUGUAGGCGUGGGUUUCAGGCAAGAGGAGGAUACUCGAGGUGACAAACCCUUUAUGGAGGGAGAAUUUGACGAAUUUGACAUUCCAAUGGUGGUGUUUAAAUGUUUUAAUUUUGGUAGCGUUUAGACAUCACACAUGAUUUGUCAAGUUUCAUACCCAUUUGAGUUAAAACUUGCUCACUGUUGCUAAAUAAAAUCAGGAUAUGGUGAUUCUAUGGUAAAUGGCAUUGUUCAUCCUUAGUUCAUAAUUGCUUGAAAUUACAUUAAAUAAAUCAACACAUUAAAUAGGUUUUGUUCCUUUCAAAGGAACUAAAUGCAGAUAUCCCAGUCGAAAUUUGGGGGCUACUUUCAAGCUAACUCGGCCUGUUCUGUUUGCAGGGAAUCGGGGGUGCCCCACUGUAGUGAUGGACUACACAGCUGAGUCGGAUCUCUGAAGGUAGUAAAAUGGGGGAAAUCCUUUGUGGCCCUGAGGUUUCUUAGCCCUGGUUUGCUAACCAACCCCUGACGUCUGUCAGGGCCUGAGAUGUCCACAGAAGCCCCAGGCGAGUGCAGGGGCUGCAGCAGCCGUCGCUCGCUCACAGGAGCUUGGAGUCGUUGUGGGAGUAGUGCGGUGGUGUGUGGAUUAAAUGUCUUUGGCAAAGCAGCUGGCAGGAAAAGGCCUUGUAGACACAAAGGCACCAAGGGGUUGCCCAGCCAGGUGAAGCUAGAAGGUGAGAAGACCUCACCUGUGGCCCAGGCUGUCUCUCUCCAGCAGAAUCUGAUUAAAGCCAGUAACACUGUAGGGUAAGGGUUCAGGGCAGAUGUCUGCGUAUGGCAGGGGAGACUUUCUGCAGUGGAACUUGAUCGAGCCCUGGGUUGGGGGGAGGGAAGAGAAAGAGACCGCUGAACCCCAGCUCCCGGGAGUGCCAGCCCUCCGGGUGCCACCCCCCCCCUUGCCGAGCCAAUGCUAGAAAUGCGGAGAUGUGGACAAGCACUGGUAGGAGACCAACAGCAGGAUUGGGUUCCUGCUCUUUGCUCAUUCUAAACCAGUGGCAAAUUAAAAUACAACAUUUCACAUCCAUUCGGUGUGAUGGAUGAGGGAGCUCUCCCCUAAUAAGAGUAUUACCUGCCACAGUCUUAAGACUGCUUAAAACUGGAAGAGAAAACAAUCCCACUUUUGUUUAUACUCUGGCUGGCCUGUGUGUUGUCAUGGGAGAUCUUCUCCAGGUUAUGUCCUAUCGUAAUUCCUCUGGUAUGAAAACUCACUGUUUUCUUUUGACUUGUGUCACUUAAUCCUGGCUGGGACCCCAUGUGGUAGGUUGAGCAUUAGCCCACUAUGUGUUGGCUGACUCUUUCCUCCGGAGGCCCGUAAUAUAAAACCAGAGCUGUUGAA